AUGUUGUACCCGGCAGUGUUUACGCUGGUGAUAGCCAUGAUUGCAGCCGAUUCAGUCCCUUCAUAUCCAAAAGUAAGCAAAGGUUAUGGUAAAAGCGUGACCAAGGGUUACAGUCACAAGGGAUUUAACAAUGGUUACAACAGUUACAACGGUUACAACGGAUUUAACCGUGGUUACGGCGGAUUCAACAAAGGUUAUAUGGGAAAUUUUGGCAUGAUGGGUCCAUCAUUUGGAUACAAUGGGUUUAACCGUGGUUACGGUGGAUUCAACAAGGGUUUCAAUGGAUACAACCAAGGCUUUAUGGGAUUCAACAGUUACAAUGGAUUCAACGGUUAUAAUGGUUAUAACGGGUUCAACAAAGGAUACAGUAUGAUGAAUGGUGGCUUUAACGGAGGUUACGGCUUUCCAAUGGGAAACCGAUUCUUCAUGAACCGCCGGGUCUAUCCCGGAUACCCCCGAUUUGGCGGAAACUCCUACACAACGUACCGAUCUAAUGGUUAUUUCGGGGAUGAUGACGACUACAAAUUUGGCGGAAACUACCGAAGACCUUUCUCUCAUAAUUUCUACCCUGGAGGAUACAGCAAUAGUUACAGAGGCGGGUACAUGAAGAGCUUUGGUGGUCCCUACCAGACAAUGUACAAGUCAAUGCGUCCAAAUUUUGGAUACAAGUCAAUCAAGUCAGCCAAAACGGUGAGUUAA
This is a messenger RNA of Ylistrum balloti, 699 nucleotides long. RefSeq names its product N66 matrix protein-like. The transcript has a single exon. The coding region runs from base 1 to 699 and encodes 232 amino acids. NCBI's taxonomy places the organism in Eukaryota, Metazoa, Mollusca, Bivalvia, Pectinida, Pectinidae. The record is from RefSeq and is a predicted model, not a curated record.